AUGACACCAACAGAAGAGUAUUCGUUGAAAUAUGUUUAUAGUAGUAAGGAUCAAAUUAAAGCCCCAUUUUAUGGUGUUAGUUUCAAUAAAUUUGACAAUUCUGGUGAUUCAAAUUUUGCUAUAGUUGGUGGCUCUACAAUUAUAGUCGUAUCUAUCGAUGGUAGGAAAUCUUCAGAACCGAAUUUAUAUCAAUAUGAGCAGGAUAUUGUUUCUUUAAAGGAUCCUGAAAAUUUUUAUUGUUGUGCAUGGAUAUAUGAUCAAGAUACUGAUUCACAAUGGAUUGCCGCUGGUGGAUCUACAGGAAUUAUUAAAAUCUUGGAUGUUUGUACAGGACGUUUAAUAAAGCUAAUUCCAUCAUCUGUCAAAUGCAUGAACAAGAAACUUAUUGGACAUGGAGAUGAAAUUAAUGAAAUACAAAAUCAUCCAAGAGAUACAAAUUUGUUAUUUUCAGGCAGUAAAGAUUUUUCAAUAAGAUUAUGGGAUUUGAAAACAUGUCAACCAAUCGUGAUAUUUGGUGGCGAGUGUGGACAUCCAUCUGCUGGGAUGGAUCAUGCAAUAAAAAUAUGGACUUUGUGCACACCAAUUAUUCAAAAUGCAAUCGAUGUAUCUAAAAACAGUAAACCACAAAGAUAUAGCGGACAGUGUUGCACCACUGGUGAUUAUAUUAUAACACCACUUUUUGUGCAUUUUCCAAUAUUCUCAUCAAUUGAUAUACACAACAAUUAUGUUGAUUGUGUAAGGUGGUAUGGCGAUUAUAUAUUGUCUAGAUGUGCUGCGACAACUACUAUAAUAAUGUGGAAACCAAAAAUUAAAUUGUCACCAGUCGAGGACAAGUCUACAAUAACUAGUGUUGUUGUUGGGGGUCCAAGUAAGCCCUCAACAAGUUAUGAUAUUCAUUGCGAAUUAGAUUUUGAAAAUUGUGAUAUUUGGUUUCUACGUUUUACACUGUCACCUGAUCAAGAGCAACUUGUCAUCGGAAAUCAAACAGGGGAUAUAUUUUUAUGGGACAUGAAUCAAAUAUCAAAUGUUAUUGCUAAUUAUACAAAGAAAAAGAUAUUUAAAAUUUGUGGGAAAAAAACUGCCAAAGGCAAGAAAAAGAAAGGUAAAGAUGUAGCAAACUCUGAUUUAUUAGAAUGCAUCAAGUAUAAUAGUAAGUAUAGUGAUACUACAAUCAGACAAAUUGCAUUUUCAAAAAACAAACAAUGGAUGAUUGCUGUAUGUGAAGACGCGUCUAUCUGUUGCUGGAAAUUGGAACAAAUAGUGUCAUCUGAUAAUUUGGAAAUUGACAACAAUGACAAUAAUGAUGAUGAUAACGACAAUAACGAUGGCGACAAUGACUAUAAUGAUGACAAUGAAAUGAUAACAUAG
Molecule: messenger RNA, 1368 nt
Organism: Entrophospora candida
Lineage: Eukaryota; Fungi; Glomeromycota; Glomeromycetes; Entrophosporales; Entrophosporaceae
Source: the annotation of a GenBank genome assembly